AUGACACUGCUCGACUUUAUCCGCCAGAGACGCCACCCUGUGCCGCUGACCGACCGGCCGCAGCCGCCCAAGACCAAGAUUCGCUUUCCGAAUCCGCUGCGCACGCUCAGCGUUGUGCUCGAAAAGGACCUGUCCCUGAUCCUCGCCUACACGGCCAUCCUGUAUGUCGUGUUCAUCAUGAUUGUUGCCACGCUGUCGACCAUUUUCACCGACAUCUACCAUCUCAAUGAGCUCCAGAUCGGUCUGUGUUACCUGCCAUAUGGUGUCGGUUGCUGCACGGCAUCGAUCCUGCAGGGCCAUUUGCUCGACUGGAACUACCGCCGCACGGCCCGCAAGAUUGGCUUCACAAUCGACUACCGCCGCGGCGACGACCUGUCCAAGUUUCCCAUUGAACAGGCCCGCCUGUACCCCAUGGCUCCCAUGGUCGCCCUGGGCGUGUGCACGGUCAUCGCCUACGGCUGGGUGCUCGAGUACCGCCUGCCACUGGCCGUGCCCCUCGUCCUGAUCUUUUUCGUCGGCUUGUUCGUCGUCGGCUCUUUUAGUAUUCUCAGCACACUCAUUAUGGACCUCUACCCUCAGGCGCCCGCUACGGCCGUGGCCGCGGUCAACCUCGUGCGUUGCCUGUUUGGUGCGGCCGUCAUGGCGUUUAUCGAGUCCAUGAUGGUGCGUUUGGGCCGCGGGUGGAACUUUACCUUUUGGGCGCUGCUGGUCGUCGUGACAUCGCCGACCAUGCUCAUGGUGCUGCGCUGGGGUCCGGACUGGCGCGAGGCCCGCCGCCUGCGUCUUGCCAAGAAACGGGCGCAACAUGAAGAGGAGCGUGAAGCCAGAGAGCAGGCGGCCGCAGGACAACGACAAGAAGUGCCCGGUGAGGGAAAUGAGCACGACAACCACGACGAUCGUGACCCUGGUCAACUCGUUAACCCGGACAGCUCAACGAAAAAUAACUAA
This is a messenger RNA of Sporothrix brasiliensis 5110, 948 nucleotides long. RefSeq lists its product as uncharacterized. Lineage: Eukaryota; Fungi; Ascomycota; Sordariomycetes; Ophiostomatales; Ophiostomataceae. The transcript has a single exon. The record is from RefSeq and is a predicted model, not a curated record. Gene Ontology annotation, molecular function: transmembrane transporter activity. Bases 1 to 948 code for a protein of 315 amino acids. Gene Ontology annotation, biological process: transmembrane transport.